GGAAAGAGGGAAUCAAGGCACACAUUUUGUCCACCAUUAGUACUGAAGUUUCUUAAAGGGCCAGGUCUCUCCCAUGCUGUUUCGUUUCGGGGUGAUCGUGCCCGCCAGGCUGGCAGAGGGCGGCACGGCGUUGUGUCUAUCAGGCUCCCGCCCGGAGCUAGGUCACUGGGACCCCCAGCACGCUCUGACCAUGAAACUGGCACGGCCAUUGGCUCCACUGCCGGCUCAAGAACCGGUGCUGUGGCUCGCGGAGGUGGCCCUUCCCGAAGAAGAGGCCGCGUGCACGUUCUGGUACAAGUUUCUCAGGCGGCACGAGACUGGAGAGGCAGUCUGGGAAGGCAAUGGGCCCCACCAUGAUCGAUGCAGUGUUUAUAACCCAAGCAACUUGGUUGAUGGAGUUUACUGCCUCCCAAUAGGGCACUGGAUUGAAGUUUCUGGACAUACUGAUGAGAUGAAACAUACAACUGACUUUUAUUUUAAUAUAGCAGGACACCAAGCUAUUCACUACUCCAGAAUUUUACCAAAUCUGUGGCUGGGAAGUUGCCCUCGUCAAGUGGAACAUGUGACUGUGAAGCUAAAGCAUGAGUUGGGUAUUACAGCUAUAAUGAACUUCCAGACUGAAUGGGAUAUUAUUCAGAAUUCCUGGGGAUGCAACCGCUAUCCAGAACCUAUGACCCCAGAGGUUCUCAUGAAGCUGUACAAAGAAGAAGGUCUUGCUUAUGUCUGGAUGCCAACUCCAGACAUGAGUACAGAAGGUAGAGUACAGAUGUUGCCCCAGGCUGUCUGUCUUCUACAUGGGCUGCUGGAAAAUGGGCAUACUGUGUAUGUUCAUUGCAAUGCUGGAGUUGGCAGGUCCACAGCUGCAGUUUGUGGCUGGUUAAAAUAUGUGUUGGGGUGGAAUUUGAGGAAAGUGCAAUACUUUGUGGCUUCCAGAAGAGCAGCUGUCUAUAUUGAUGAAGAGGCUCUCGUAUGUGCUGAGGAGGAUUUCUUUCAGAAAUUUGGACCUCUUCGCUCCUCAUACAAGCCUUAACAGAAAAAAGAGGAAAUCAGUAGAAACGCGAUCAAGCCCAGCAUUUGAUAAAUCAAUGAUCUGGCUCCCAAAGUGGUAUGAGUGACUGAAGAAAAGAAUAAAUCAUUAUUACUCAUAAGAACAAGAAGCAUGAUAAGCCAUCUGAAUCCAUGCUUCACGUUUUUAUUUGUCAUGAAAUAAUUUAAGCACAAGGGCUCUAAUUCAACUCUGUGUGUAUGUAGAACCAGGGUUAUGCAUG
This is a messenger RNA of Heteronotia binoei (common prickly gecko), 1268 nucleotides long. RefSeq names its product EPM2A glucan phosphatase, laforin (gene EPM2A). The coding region runs from base 74 to 1030 and encodes 318 amino acids. Gene Ontology annotation, molecular function: protein tyrosine phosphatase activity; carbohydrate phosphatase activity; protein tyrosine/serine/threonine phosphatase activity. The record is from RefSeq and is a predicted model, not a curated record. Gene Ontology annotation, cellular component: nucleus; cytoplasm. Gene Ontology annotation, biological process: protein dephosphorylation. NCBI's taxonomy places the organism in Eukaryota, Metazoa, Chordata, Lepidosauria, Squamata, Gekkonidae. The transcript is spliced from 4 exons.